Brassica oleracea var. oleracea is the source of this 918-nucleotide messenger RNA. RefSeq lists its product as uncharacterized. The coding region runs from base 39 to 845 and encodes 268 amino acids. Lineage: Eukaryota; Viridiplantae; Streptophyta; Magnoliopsida; Brassicales; Brassicaceae. The transcript has 5 exons. The record is from RefSeq and is a predicted model, not a curated record.
UAAUAGCAUUCACAAACACGACAAACAGAAAAGAGGCUAUGGAUUAUACAGGCAACAAACUGAAGAAACAUAACUUAGAAGCUGAGAAACGACUCAAGAAGGUGGAACAAGAUUAUCUCCACACAAGCCAAAAGUACACAGAAUCAGAUUCACAGUUUCAGAGCCUAUACAAUGAGAGAAGGCGUGCCGACAGUCUCUGUUCCUCGGCUGAAGCUUUCACUGACUGGUGCAACAAUUUGGUAAAGAAACUACAUGAGGCUCUUGACAAGAUACCUACAACAGAAGAAACCAUUGAUCAUAGCCUACAAUUCUCGAUGUCCAACAGCGUUGAAAGCUUGGAAGUUGAACAAUGCCAGAAGCUGGACUGUGAAGCAAUACGUGAUUUCAGAGAAGUUAGCCGUGAGCUCUACUACAUUCAAAGAAAAAUGCCAAGGAGUGAGAGCAGAAGAUCUAUACAGGGUCUCCUAAAUGAGGUUAAAGAGAAGAACAAGUGUAAAGACAAAGCUGUUUUAACUUGUACACUGGUUUGUAACCCUACGAGUUGUGACAAUUUGAGAAAAUCUGUGGAGCUGGAAAUAAAAGUUCUAAAGAAGCUGAUCAGAGAGAUUCAAAAAGACUGGGAAGACAAACUGCAGAUUAGGCAAUGCGCAAGGGGUCUAUAUAGCGAUUCCAAACGAAAAGUGAAGCAUCUGCGGAACAAAAAGGACCACCUAUCUGGACAAUGGGACGAAGAAAAGAAACACAUGCUCGGGAAUAAGGAAAACCAUGAGAGGAGGAUAGGUACAUAUCCUGAGGCUGAAUAUAUCAAGAUGGUGAAUGAUAUAACUUACCAUGAUCGGAUGUAAUAUAUAAUUUCAUCUUCAUAGUUUCACUGCUGUGACUGUAGCUUGGUUUGAACAAAAAUAACUAACGUUCUUU